Molecule: messenger RNA, 3504 nt
Organism: Phialemonium atrogriseum
Lineage: Eukaryota; Fungi; Ascomycota; Sordariomycetes; Cephalothecales; Cephalothecaceae
Product: TBC domain-containing protein
Exons: 2
Coding region: 1-3504 (1167 amino acids)
Molecular function (GO): calcium ion binding
Source: RefSeq, a predicted model, not a curated record
AUGUUGAGCCUCUCCAGCUUCGUACAGAGGGCACAGCAGCUGCUGGAUCCCACACAAAGCCUGUCCUUGAGCGAUCCCGACAAGAACCCUUCCAAGGCAUCGUUGUUCCAGAACCAAUUCCGUCUCCCCGCCUCGCAGCACCCGCUCUACGAGAUCACAGCUGAGUUGACGAUCCCGCCCUCCAAUGCCACCCAGAGCGACAAGGACCGAGACCGAGGCUAUCACUAUGUUGGAAGAUUGCACCUGUCCGAGGCCUACCUCUGCUUCUCGUCCACACCCACCAGCUUUCUACAGUCGGCGAGCGCCUCCAACUCGUCGGCAUUCACCGGCCAGACACAUGGCGGUGGUCCCAGCGGCAAUGGCUUCACAUUCCCCCUGUGCUCCAUAAGGAGGGUUGAGCGCCUACAUAGCCAGAACUUCCAGUUUGCUCUAGCCAUCACGACCUGGAACGGCAUCACCCAAGACCCCGGCAAGGACAAAGACGCGGCCAAGGACAAGAAAGACGCCGGGGAGCAACGCAUCACAGUUCAGCUCGCCGGCCAGAGGCAAGCCUGCGAGCGCUUUUGCGAUGGCCUCAAGAAGGGCCUCCGGGGUGCCGUCGGCAACGUCGCGAGGCUCAGAAGGGUCGUGGGCGAAUGCUACUCGGAAUACCUACUUCGUCCCGAAGACAAGAAGAACGCCACUCCUCCAGAUGCCGGCCUAGGCAUGCUCUUCAAGUAUCCAGGCGACGCCAAGAAGCUCCGAGACCGGGCCAAGAUGCGACUCUGGGGCGAAUACCUCCGCGACAACGGCAGAAAUGUUACCCUUGUCCGCCAGCCUACUUUCCACAAACUGAUCCGAGUCGGCCUCCCCAACAGGCUGAGGGGUGAGAUUUGGGAGCUGACGUCGGGGUCGAUCUACCUAAGGUUGGAAAGCCCGAAUCUCUAUGCCGAGACCCUGGCGAAGCACUCGGGCAAAGAGUCACUCGCAAUAGACGAGAUCGAGAAGGACCUAAACCGGAGCCUUCCCGAGUAUCCCGGCUUCCAGAGUGAAGAAGGCAUCGGCCGUCUCCGAAGAGUCCUGACCGCAUACAGCUGGUUUAACGCCGACGUCGGCUAUUGCCAGGCUAUGAACAUAGUCGUUGCCGCGCUGCUCAUCUACAUGUCCGAAGCCCAGGCCUUCUUCCUGCUCUCCGCCCUGUGUGACAGGCUUGUGCCCGGAUACUACUCCACCACCAUGUACGGCACUCUUCUCGACCAGAAAGUCUUCGAGGCCCUUGUUGAGAAGACCAUGCCCAUCCUCUGGGAACAUUUGGUGAAGAGCGACGUGCAGCUCUCUGUCGUAUCGCUGCCCUGGUUCUUAUCCCUCUACGUCAAUUCGAUGCCCCUGGUAUUUGCCUUCCGCGUUCUCGACGUCUUCUUCGUCGAAGGCCCGAAGGUUCUGUUUCAGGUCGGCCUGGCCAUUUUGAGGAUAAAUGGCGAAGAACUGCUGGAUGCCACAGACGAUGGCGCCUUUAUUUCCGUCCUCAAGUCCUACUUCGCUCGGCUUGACGAAUCUGCACACCCCAAGUCGGAAAAUCCAAAGCUGCGGGCGGUGACUCGGUUCCAGGAGUUGAUGGUCGUGGCGUUCAAAGAGUUCUCAGGAAUCACACAUGGCAGCAUCGCGGAACUGCGGCUGAAGAACAAGAACUCGGUGCUAAACAAUAUCGAGAACUUCGCCAAGCGGACUUCGAUCAGAAACCUGGGACCCGACAGCAAGCUCCUGGGAACAGACGAGCUUGGGGCGCUCUAUGACAGAUUCUACACCGUCCUGUACGAACGACAACAAAGGGAUCGCAUCAUAAAACAAGACCAGGCUCGCCGAGCCAAGAGCAGCAGGCCGCGCGUCACCGAAGCGGCGGGCGACGACAGCCACGGCAUUGAGAAGGGAAGGGUUGGCCUGGGACCCAGCACAAGCCUGAUGGAUUAUGAUGCUUUCCGAGAAUUUUUGGCUGGCAUGGCGAAAUGGGCCGUCUCGGAUGCUCCAACAACGCCUCGCCUGGAUACCUUUGCGGAAAGGGACAGGAGCCUGCAGUUCAGCAGCUACAGGCGAUCCGACGGUCUUCUGUCUCCAUGGGGCCCAGGGCCGGAGCCCGCAGACCACGAGUUUCUGCAGAGGUUGUUCCGGAAGUGGGAUGUCGACUUGACCGGCACUCUGACGCUCCAGAACGUGGUAACCGGAUUGGCGCGAAUCAAGGGCAAACGGGACAUAAUGGGCGCAAUCAACUACUUCUUCGACCUCCACGACGAUGACGGCGACGGCAGGGUCGACCGCGAAGGCAUCUUGCGGAUGUCAGAAGCCCUGUUGUUCCUGUCACGUCGUGGUCUGGAAGGAAGCUUGAGCCCCUCGGCUUCGAGCGUGGCUCUGAAUGGCUUUACGGACGACACGGCAAACCCCCUGGGCGCAGCGGCCGGAGGUUCUGUCAAUGAGAGAUUCCUCGGAAGCGUCAGUGCAUUUAUCAGGAGGUGCUUUGAAUACGCCGACCCAGAUCACCCCAAGAACAAGAGAGCCAUAGCAAAAGAAAGUGGCCACGCACCACCCGGAGAGGCAAACGAGAGCGAGUCGCAGCUCGCCAACCCGGACGCAUUCUCCAUUGGCGAUGACGAUGACGACGACGACGAUCUUCUUACCAUGGACCCUCCUGACUCUCCUACGGGAAGUCCCAGAGCAGCCAUAAAGCCUACAGCUACACCGCCAGAAACCACCGGCAACAACGGCUCCUCGUCCCCCUCCUCCUCGGUACCAGCCGCCGACGACAAGCUAUUUAACCGCCGCCGUGUCUCCAAGGCCCAGUCCGAGAAGGCCAACGCUGCUCUCGACCCUGCCAACCCGCUGCACAUCACUUUGCCGACCUUCCGAAUGGUAGUCCUGGCGGACGAGCUCCUGGAGCAGUUCUUCGAGUCCUCAUUCCCGGCCUCCUUCCACAUCAUUGAAGGCCUGCCCUCCUCGGCCGCGCCCAUGGCCGGCUCGUCACUCACCACCUUCUCGAGCCUCGGCAUGGGCGCCGGCCGGGCUGUCGGGGCGGCUCUUGGCGCAGGAGCGGGUCCAGCGGCUGGGCCCGCUGGGGGCAAGGGCCUGCGAGGCGUUCUCGACAACAUCGUAACGGACGGCAUGCGGGUGGCUGCCGAGGUCCGGAGGCGUAUGGAGGAGGCCCAGCGCGAGCUGGAGAAGAAUGCGCUACCCGGGCAGAGGGAUGACGAAGACGACGAGGACGAGGAUGUCCCUGGCUUCGAAAAGGGUGCCGGCGGAGCUUCUUCCGGCGGUAGAGGGGCUAGUGCCGGAUACGGCGGAGACGCUGAGAGGAGGAGCGUCCUUAGCUCGGAUAGAGACUUGUUGGAAGGGGCGGACGCUGAGGCCGGAGCCGGCAGGGAGAGCAGCGACGCAAGCAUUGGUGGGAGACGCGUCGUAGGAACGAGCGACGGGGGCGCGAAUGGGGACGGCAGUGGGGGUGGUAAGGUCGUCGAGGUGGAGUUUGAGGGAGCCUGA